AUGGAUGCCCUUUUUUCCCUGAUCGAAGAGUCAACAAGAGCAUUAAGCUGCAAUGAACAUGUCGUGAUUUGUAGCAUAGAUAUUAAAAGUGCUUAUGAUAAUGUCCAAGUGGAAUUUCUCAUCAAUGAACUCAGAGCUUUACAAGUUCCUGAGUGCAUUGUUCGCAACAUUUACAUGCUGUUUGAGGAAAGGAUUUUAUCAACAGAGCUAGAACACUCCAACACAAUAACGAGAACCACGUGGAAAGGGUUACCGCAGGGUUCACCACUAAGCCCCAUCUGUUUUAAUGUUAUGCUAGUCAAACUUUUAAAUAGCAUCCUUCAAGGUGUCAUCAAAAUCAACUACGCUGACGACACAACUGUAGCAAUGAGAGGUCGAGAUUUAAGCGAAUGCUGUAAUGCGUUACAGGAAGCAGUGGACUCUCUAGCUCAAGGCAUAACAGAUCUAGGGUUUGAAAUAUCACCUAAUAAGAGCAAGUGUUUGAUAAUUUCUAAACAGCAGCUGGAACAUCCUCCUGAUAUUUUCAUUCAUGGGCAACCUGUACAAUACACCAGAACGCUCAAGUUGUUGGGAAUGCACCUUACGCGGAAUCUCUCAUGGAGUCUUCACAUAUCAAAAACCAAGAAGAAAGUUACUCCGUUCAUCAAUUUUCUACGUUGCAUUUCGGGACAAUCCUGGGGUGCUCAUCCUUCAUCGCUAAUCAAGGUUUAUAAGGCUGGCGCUCGAUCAGUCAUCGAAUAUGGUUCCGUGUUCAUGGCCAAAUUGAAUCAACAGGACACUCUUUCGUUGGACAGAAUCCAAUGGGCAUGUAUCCGUGUAUGUUUAGGGUCAACCAAAACUACACAUACCGGAUCACUAGAAGUCCUAGCUGGAUUGAGUCCUCUAAAAUACAGGAGAGAAAUGGCGGUCAUGCGGUUUAUCAACAAGCGAGCUCAUCUACAAACCUGGAAUGAACUUUAUGUUCAACCUGCUAUGGAACCCGGAUCAACAAAUACUGGAUUUCAGCAAGCCAUUCGUGAACUAAACGAUUUUUUUCCAUUACAGAAUACCCUACAAACCCAUCCGUGUUACCCUUUUCCGCCAAAUGUGCGAAAAUAUGAGGUUGCAGUAGAUCUAUCGGUGUCUGCACUCAUAUCCCAGCCCCGCCAGGAAAGUGUACGGGAAUUAGUGUUGAACUUGCUAGACGAAAAAUAUCAAGGCACGUUACUGUUAGCAACCGAUGGCUCGAAGGAUUUAGCAAAUGUUGGCUAUGCUGUCGUUAACAAUUUCAAUGUUCCAUUCGCAACACACAAGCUAUGCCAUGCAGCUUCAAUUUACACUGCCGAGCUUCUAGCAAUUAGAAAGGCAGUUCAAAUUGCUAUGGAACAUCCAAUAGGACAAUUUGUUAUUAUUACGGACAGUAUGAGCUGCUUAACAAGCUUGCAAAGUUUGAAAGCAAAUUCGUCAUAUUCGAUGGCUUGGACUCUCGUUCAAUGUUUUUGUACUUUUCGACAACGAUCCUCUAACACACGUGGGCCAGUAAUUGGCAGCAGCUGGCAGAAGGUUAAGUUGACGACAUCAACAACCUGUGCCGAAAUUCGUUUCUGCCAAGAGGAACGACGUGGAGGCGUCGUUUGA
Messenger RNA from Uranotaenia lowii, 1617 nucleotides. RefSeq lists its product as uncharacterized. Gene Ontology annotation, molecular function: nucleic acid binding. The record is from RefSeq and is a predicted model, not a curated record. The transcript has 2 exons. NCBI's taxonomy places the organism in Eukaryota, Metazoa, Arthropoda, Insecta, Diptera, Culicidae. Bases 1 to 1617 code for a protein of 538 amino acids.